AUGGUUUCACUGAAAACUGUGUCACUCGAUGGAAAUCCAUUAGCUGCAGAACAUUUUCAUAUAUUAAUUGAAAAAGAUGAUUUAAAAAUUGCUCAUCUUUCUCUUCGUUUUUGUAAAAUAACUGAUAAAGGUGCAGAACGUCUUGCUCAUAUUCUUGGAAAUAUAUCAGUUCAAAAUUGGAAAUUAUUAACCUUAGCUUUAUCCGGUAAUCAAAUUGGUGAUAAUGGUGCAAAAUCAUUUGCAAAAGCAUUACGUUAUAAUCGUACAUUAAUUUCUCUUAAUCUUUCAUCGAAUUGUAUCACCGAUAGAGGUGCUUGUGCUUUAGCAUUAGUUUUACGAAAAAUUGUUCUUACAGAAGAAGAAAUUCUUCAACGAAGACAUUUAUUAUCAGAGCAUUACGAUGAAGUACAUUUAGACGAAAUAAGGAAUAGUGCUCCAUCACCAACUCUUUCAACUAUAUCAACAAAAAGUAAAUCAGGUCGUGAUAAUCGUAGUGAUUUAAAACGUACAUCAGAUCAGACUAAACGUCGCAAAUCAAUUACAACAAAAACUACAGAUAAACGUCAUCGAGCUGAACCUGGUGAUGAAAAUCGUCCGCCAUCGGCAAGUAAAGCUGAUCAAAAGAAAGGAAAAAGUGAUGGUACUGGUGGUCGAUCAUCAUCAGUUAAUCCUCGUCGUUCAUCUGGUAACCAAGGAAGAGCAUCUGCACAUGGACGUAAAAAGAAAUUAGCAGCAGGUGUUGGUGGUUCUUCGAAAAAAAAUAUUUCAAUCGUUAAAGAAGAAGAUGAAAACACCGUUGAUGAAUUAACUUCUCUGUCAAUGCAACAUAUUGAACGUGAAAAUCCUAUAUUAGAAUUGAAUGAAAUUGAAUCACAUAAUGGUGAAAUAAGUUUAAAAGGAAAUUUAGUUCUUUUAAAUUUAAAUUUAUCUCGAAAUUAUUUAACAAUAACUAGUGUUAAUGAAUUUCUUGUUUCAAUUCAACAUCAAACAAGAUUAAUAAAUAUUAAUGACACAGCAAAUAUAUCAUCAACAAUUGCUACAUCAACUGAUUUUUCUGGUCUUUGCCGACUAGAACUUAAAGAUAUGAAUGAUAUAUCAGUUAAAUCUUCUAUUUAUCAAUCAUUGGAAAUUCUUCUUCGUCAAAAAAAUCCAUUAAUUCGUUUGCAACAUAUUAAAGAACGUGAAGCAAAAGAAUUAUUGGAUCAGCAACAAUCGAGUCAAGUAUCACAACCAAUAAUACCAGAAAAACCACGUGCUACAUCAAGUAUUCGAUCAAUAAGUCAACGACCAACAUCACGAUUGAAAGAUUGA
Messenger RNA from Rotaria sp. Silwood2, 1311 nucleotides. The record is from the annotation of a GenBank genome assembly. NCBI's taxonomy places the organism in Eukaryota, Metazoa, Rotifera, Eurotatoria, Philodinida, Philodinidae.